AAGUUUUCACCUCCUUGACAACUUAAGGAGGUGAAAAACUCCUAACCGAGCUGGAGGGAGGAGGCCAUGAACUCCCCAAGGCUUCCUGGAAACCUGCCCUUUGGACCAGCGACUGAUUAAAGGGCGCUCAGUCCUUGUCGGGAGAGUAAUGAUGAAGCGGAGUGUCUUUGCUAGCCUCGAACAUGUUUAUAAAUGAAGUUUGCAGUCAUGUCCAGAAAGUGUUGGAUUGAGGAAACCUUCUUCAGGAGAGAGUGUGUGAAAUUCAUCCCUUCCUCUUGGGAUCAGCACAGAUGUAUUCCAGUAUGCCACGUUUGCCAAAAUUUGAUAAGAUGUUGCUGCGGCCACCUGAUAGGGGAACACUCUUGGCAAGACUCCCUUCCUCCAUUGUCCCUCUGUCCUGGUCCUGGACAGGAUGUGGAAGAGGAGUGGUCCAUGGAGCGCCACACCAGGGCCAGUCCCACAAAUGCCUAUGGCACCGUAGACUUUGAAGAUACUGCCACACGUGUCUGUCGAGCCAAGUAUGUUCGUGUUGCUGUCGACUCCAAGCCAGAAGCAUUACUCCAGCUGAUGUUGAGGGAAUGGCAGAUGGAAAGACCCAAGCUACUGCUGAGUGUCCACGGAGGCUCCGAAAAUUUUACCUUGCCACCUAAAGUCAACCAGGCCUUUAGCAAAGGGCUGAUCACUGCUGCCCUCAGCACAGGGGCAUGGAUUUUCACCGAUGGCAUUAAUACAGGUGUGUCUAAAUAUGUAGGUGAUGCAGUUAAAUCCUUUGGAAGCCAUGACCUGAGGAAGAGAAACACAGUUGGCAUCACACCCUGGGGAGUGAUUGACAACAACAUGGACCUUAUAGGCAGAGAUGUUUUCAGGCCUUACCAGCCUCUGGGAAACCCUUUGAGCAAGAGAGCCUGUCUCAAUGGUUUCCACUCCCACUUCCUGUUGGUGGAUGAUGGAACGCUGGGCAAGCAUGGCUGUCAGCAAGGCCUCAGGAGGAAGCUGGAGAAGCACAUACAACUACAGAAGAUACAUCCCCGACUGAACCAAGGAGUGCCUGUGGUGUGUGUGGUGGUGGAGGGAGGUCCUUCUGUGGUGUCUACAGUGUUGGACUACGUCAGCACUGUGCCCCCUGUGCCAGUGUUUGUGUUUGAGGGAUCAGGCAGGGCUGCUGACCUACUCGCCUUCUUACACAAGCAGACUGCUGUUGACAGACCGUUGGAAGCUGACAUUAAAGAGAACUUCCUCACCACGAUUGGAGAUGUGUUUGGAAUGGAGAGGACUGAAGCCACUGACCUCUAUACUCUCCUGCUGCAGUGUAUGGAUCAUAGACAGUCUAUAACCAUCUUUGACUCAGAGUCAGAUGACCAGAUGGCACCAGAUGCUGCCAUUUUGACCGCUACUCUCAAGGGCACAAAGGCCAGUCCAUCAGAGCAGCUGAGUAUGACUCUGGCGUGGGACAGGGCUGACAUUGCACAGAAAGACGUCCUUGUAUAUGGACAGCAUUGGCAGGUGGGCUCCUUGGAGCAAGCCAUGCUGGAUGCUCUGGUGAUGGACCGUGUCAGUUUUGUCAAAACGCUGAUUGAUAACGGCAUGACUAUGAGCCGCUUCCUCACAGUCGAUCGCCUUGAAGAGCUCUACAACAUGGCACAAGGGCCAACAGCCCGCUUCUUGCACCACCUCGUUGAAGAUGCAAAACAGACAUCCCUUCCUGCAGGUUAUCGUCUUUCGAUCAUUGACAUGGGCUUGGUGAUAGAAUAUCUCAUAGGAGGAGCAUACCGCAGCACCUACACACGCAAACAAUUCAGAGCUGCGUACAGCCGAUUGCACGAAAAAAAUGGUAGACGAGACAGUUCAGCCACCUUUUCUAAACUCAGACAUGGACUGAUGCCAAGCUCUACAAGGAACAGGAGCCUCCAGGACCUGCAUUUCUUUAGGACCGCCCAGCCUUACAAACGCAAGGAGCAAGAUGUGUCACCCAGUACCAGUGGGGAUGUGUCUAGUCCAGGCCUUGAUGAUGCUCCACUGCUGGUUCCUUUCAACUUCAACGACUUGUUUGUGUGGGCAGUCCUUCAGCAAAGGCAGCAAAUGGCACUGUUCCUGUGGCAACAUGGAGAAGAAGCGCUGGCACGUGCAACGGUGGCCUGCAAGCUUUACCGCUCCAUGGCCUUUGAAGCACGUCAAAGCAGCCUGGAUGAUAACAUUAUAGAACGAUUCAAGACGUAUUCACUUGAGUUUGGUAAGCUGGCGGUGGAUGUGUUAGAUUGUGCGUUUCGUCAGAACGAGCAGAUGGCCAUGAAGCUGUUGACUUAUGAGAUGGAGGCAUGGAGCCACUUCACCUGUCUGCAGAUGGCUGUCUCCUCAUGUCACAGACCAUUCGUCUCACACUCCUGCACCCAGACUCUCCUCACUGAUCUCUGGACCGGUCCACUUAACAUGAGAAAAAACUCAUUCUUGAAGAUCAUUUUGAGCCUUCUUUUGCCUCCUGCCAUCCUACUUCUGGAGUUUAAAAGCAAAGCUGAAAUGUGUCACGUACCACAGACACACGAGGCAAUGCUGUUUGGACUCGACUCAGUCAAGCCAGCACCAGGCACCAAGGGCUCUGAUCACAUGGGUAGUCGUGAUGCAGAGCAAGGACUCUCUUUCCAAGACAAACGUGUUGGUCCUGUGUCAGAAACCAUGUCCUCUAUAACUGUGCGCUGUGUUUCCUGGAUCACAACACUCUAUGAUUUCUACACAGCUCCUGUUGUCAAGUUUUGGUUUCACACGAUGUCCUACUUGGCCUUUCUGAUGUUAUUCUCCUAUGUUGUCCUGGUGAAGAUGGAGGAUCAACCCAGUGUUCAGGAGUGGCUGGUUAUAGCAUACAUCUUGUCAACUGCAGCAGAGAAAACCAGAGAGAUAUUAAUGUCUGAGGCAACAAAACUGAGCCAGAAGCUGAAGAUUUGGUUCUCAGAAUACUGGAACAUAUCAGAUUUCAUCGCCAUCCUGCUUUUCGUGGCCGGACUGGCAAUGCGUUGGCACUCUGAUCCCUACCGGACAGCAGGGCGCCUCACAUACUGCCUGGACAUAAUCUUCUGGUUUAUCAGGGUGAUGGAUCUGCUGGCCGUUAAUCAGCAUGCUGGCCCUUACCUCACCAUGAUCACUAAGAUGACCAGAAACAUGUUUUACAUUGUGGUGAUGAUGGCAAUAGUGCUGUUGACCUACGGAGUAUCCAGGAAGGCUGUCCUGUCACCAGACGAGGAGCCAUCAUGGAGCCUGGCUCGAGACAUAGUCUUCCAGCCCUACUGGAUGAUCUAUGGAGAGGUCUAUGCAUCAGAGAUAGACCCAUGUCAGGAAGAUGAUUCAUGUCCUCCUGCAUCCUUUCUUGCACCAUUUCUCCAGGCUGUGUAUAUGUUUGUCCAGUAUAUCAUCAUGGUCAACAUCCUCAUCGCAUUUUUCAACAACGUCUACUUUGACAUGGCAUCAACAUCCAACAAGCUGUGGAAGUACAACCGGUACCGCUACAUUAUGACCUAUCAAGUGAGACCGUGGCUGCCACCGCCCCUAAACCUCCUCAGUCACAUGGACCUGGGUUUGAGAGCUAUUUACAAGAAAUUUAGUGGCGACGCUGAGCGGGAAGAGAGAGCCUCUGGACUUAAGCUCUAUCUGGGCCACGAGGAUCGCAAGAAGCUGCAUGAGUUUGAGGAGAGAUGUGUGCAGGCCUAUUUUCACGAGAAGAGUGAAUGCCCGCUCAGCAGUCAAAAGAACAGGAUCAAAGUCACAGCUGAGAGAACAGAAGAGAUGUGCAUGAUGGUGGGGGAGGUUUCAGAGAAGGUCAACUUCAUUCAGGAUAGCCUGUCAGACUUAGACUCUCAGCUCGGUCAUCUCCAGGACCUCUCUGCUCUGGCUGUGGACACCCUCACUCUUCUUUCUGCAUCCAACAACCUACAUCAGGAGGAGACACGCCUGGCUCAGUGUCGGCUCAUUACAGCAUCCCAGCACGCCAUCCCUCACAGCUGGACCCUUCCACACAGAAGUGGAGCAGACGGUGAUGCGGCUAAUAUACAACGAUUGGUGGCCAAGCCGUAUAAAAGUACCCCGCCUUCAUUGCUAAAGGGCUACACCUUAGCAGGAAAUAGACGGGAAUCACAGGAGUGCCAUGUAGGAGUUAGGGGAAGCAGGGGAGGAAGAUAUGGACACACAGAAGAACCAGAAGAAAGGGCAAGAGAGGAUCAUCCAUGUGAGAAUCAGCAGGGAGCUUCUGACCCAGGGUCUUGUGCGUCCCUCUCCCACUUUAACAGUGGAGGAUUUUCUUCGGUCAGAGAUCAGACACCCUGUGAGUCCUGUGAACCAUCCCAGUGUGGGUCUCCUCUUUCUCCCAGAGGCUUGGAGUCACUCCAUUUUAAAUUCUGGACUUGUGAGCCAUAUUUGUUUACCAGUCAGGAAGAAACAUCCAUGGAAGAGGAGGAUGAAGUAGAGGAAGAAGGAGAAGAGAAAGAGGAGGAAAACACACAGGAAGAACCACCUAACAUAGACGUGCACCGAGCCUCCAGCAGUGCUUUUCUGUUCGACCCAGAAGACAUCUCAGAGGGUUUGACAAAUCCUGCCUUUUCUUGUGAUGAUAGUCAGCCAACUUCUCGGUCCAGAAAUUCCAACCAGUGGAGAAAACCCAUAAAAUCCCCAAGGUGGGCAUGUUUGUCGAGGGACCGUCCGUAUGGCUACUGCAGAUCUUUGUCAUCCAGCAUGGAGAAUAUGACUUUCGCUGGAGCACCCCUCAGCCCAACCAGGGGAUCCUUUCCUUCUCUCAAUGAAUCAAUGAACAAUGAGAGUUUGCUUGGUAGGAGGGGUUUAAAGAACAAUACAUCACUAAGAUGCAGCAGGAGCCAAGAGUGGUCCAAAUCAUCUGACUUUACUCAGGUCUUGGACAGCAAAGGCAAAAACAAAAAGACCGUGAAGAUACGAGAGAGCAAUCUAGAUUUGAGAGCCAUGCAUUCCCAGUUGUCUGAUGUCAGCUGGGGAAGGCGCCGGAGGUUGAUAGGAGAACCCACAAGUCGGUCGGCUUCAACCAGCCUCAGUCAGCUCAAUUUUGAACAACUGGAUUUGCUGCAGAAACAGGUCUUUUCGCAUCAGGAUGUAUGGAGCCCCACGCACUCAGCUUGGAACAGCUGGGCCAGGUCCAUGAGUCGCAGGUCUUCAAUACAGAGUGGCAUUUCAGCUGAAGCCAAGAACUCCUCAUUCCAGUCCACUGACAGUUUGUAUCCACACUACUCAGCUGUGGAGAGAAACAAUUUGAUGAGACUGGCUCAGACCAUCCCUUUCACUCCUGUCUCAAUCAUGGGAGGUGAAGAGGUGAGCGUUUACUCUCUGGAGGAAGUAGCCUCUGAUGCUGACCCUGAAUCCAGCUCAGUCUCUUCCUGGUCAUCACGAGGCCUGUCUGCAAUCCUGCAGCCCCUCUUGAGCGAAGAAGGCUCUUUGGAUGGGGGCCUCCGGCAGGGCCGCCGGGUUCUCUGUACAUGGGCAGAACAGGAUGUGCUCAGACCCGGGCUGGUAUACGUGGUGAAAGGUUUCAGACCAGAGGUGGUUCGUGUCUGUAAGAAGUACUUCCAUGGUAGCACAGCACUGCAGCUUUGUUUAAGGGAGAUACAGCAGCAGAGAGCGGCCCAGAAGAUGAUGCAAGUGUUUAACCAAGUCAAACCUGAUGAUUUGCACCACUCACCAAGAUUUCUUGACGUAUCACUGGUCCUCUGGCAUUCUAAUGGUCAGUGGCUGACGAUUGAAAGGAAUAUGUCUGGUGACUUCAUGAAAUACAACAACAACACGGGAGAAGAGAUCACCCCCUGCUGUUCACUGGAAGAAAUGCUUCUAGCCUUUUCCCACUGGACCUACGAGUACUCACGCAGAGAGCUGCUGGUGCUCGACAUACAAGGAGUGGGAGAGGAGCUGACUGAUCCGACAGUCAUUAUGGCAGAGGACCAGAGUGUUAGCAGGGGUGAGAUGCUUUUUGGACCUGAUAAUCUUGGAGACGCUGGCAUCAAUGGUUUCCUGCAGAAACACUCUUGCAGCGCCUGGUGCCACAGACUAGGUCUAAAAGAUUUAAGAAACCAUCCGGACAGCUGCGAGAACAGCACUGAUGCGGAGCCAACGUCGGGGACAGAAGAGCAAGAAGACGAUGAAACCAGGAAGUGACCUUUGACUCAGGAAGUAGGGAAAAGAAAGCAUGGGAACUUUUAUAGGUGUCUUUCGUAAACACAAGUUCUGCCUCUUCACAAAAGAUCCUUGAUAAUACCAAAGAUUUUGCACUAAGGAUGUUUAUAGAUUUUCAGGGUUAAUGAAGGAAAAGCGGUAAUCAGAAAACUUUAUAUAAAAAGAUAAAAAUAUAA
Molecule: messenger RNA, 6350 nt
Organism: Maylandia zebra (zebra mbuna)
Lineage: Eukaryota; Metazoa; Chordata; Actinopteri; Cichliformes; Cichlidae
Gene: trpm6
Product: transient receptor potential cation channel, subfamily M, member 6
Biological process (GO): protein phosphorylation; protein tetramerization; monoatomic cation transmembrane transport
Cellular component (GO): plasma membrane; apical plasma membrane
Molecular function (GO): monoatomic cation channel activity; protein serine/threonine kinase activity; ATP binding
Source: RefSeq, a predicted model, not a curated record